UGCAAUAAGUUCAGUAUAUGGUAUUUUAAGCCACAUUCAUUUUUAGGGUUUACUUCUCCUUUAAGACAACUGCACUGAAAUCUGCACCAUUUUCAGUAUGCAACAGCUGACCUGACCCCCAUAAAACCAAGUAUGUGUUACGUCUGCAUUCAAUGGCAAUCAGUAAGUAAAUGUGAACUGAUGGACAGACCGUACUUGUUUUGUGGCAGCAGCGCAACUUUCUUCUGAACAAGUUCUUUAGACCUUCAUCCUAAAGGGGGGAUAAUGUCAUCAAAGUAGCAAGAUUGCACCAUGUCUAGUAACCCAUAAGAAAAUCAGUGGUUGGUAAAUGACAUGCUACCACUGGUCAGUUGUUAGGGGUUCUAGACUAGGUGCAAAUUUGACAAGGUUUAGGGUAGGACUACAUGGACGUUUUCAACGCGAUCCGAUGCGCUGCAACAAAAUGCCGGAGUCAAAUCACAUGCGACGGAAAUAAGUGCAAAGGUGAAAGAAAGUGGAGGAAUACUUAUCUAAAAAAAAUGGCCACCCCAAGCCAUGGUCAUGUAGUUGGGCCUGCUGAGGACAGGUCCCCAUUUACAGACAUACCCACUGUGAUGAAUCUUCAAAACAAAACAGAAAUUCUUAAACCAGCUGAGCACAAACAGACUGGCAAAGAAAAUGUCUCUGUGCCAUCGGUUAGAAAUAAAGAUAAGACCUUGCAUGUAAAAAACCCUUUCAAAGAUGCUCGUCCUAAAAUUGAUACUGGAAUCAAAAAAAUGAACUCUGAUACUGUGGUCGGUACAGAUCAAAGAAAAGGACAGCCACUAAGUAAAACAUUCUUAAACAAAAAUGUUAAAAAGCCGGAGCUCAAGGGUGAGACGUUAAACCUACCAGCUGCUAAUGCCGUGCUGCAGAAGCCUGUACUCGGGGCAUACCGUGGUAAAGUCGUCCAAUCCAAAAUUAACUCUUUUAGGAAGACCCCUUUGAACACAGAUGGUACAAAUGUUAAAGGAGUGAUGGAACCAGUGGCUGCAGUGUCUCAGAAUGUAGAUGCAAGACCAAAAAUCUUAAUUGUUUCUGGAAAACAAGGUGUGAAACCUGCAUCUGCUAAUGCCAGUGUACAGAAACAGCCAACUACCUUCCAGAGCAGGACUCCAGUAAGGGCUUCAACCGGUGCUGUUAACCAGAAGAAGACCGAGCCAGCUACAACAAGGAGGCACACAAGUGCAGUUCUCACAAAAAAGCCAACAGACAGAGCCUUGCCUUCAAGACCAACUGCUGAAAAAAAUAUAAACAGUGGUUAUUUGGGUCAUAAAGCAGCUCUGCAGAAUAAAGGGAAAACACUAGCAAGUUCUGUGAUGCCACUGCCACAGCAGAACGGACCUGCUAAACAGACAAUGACAAUUCCACCCACAAGACAAAUUAAGACGGCAGAAGAACAAAAGGCUUGUAUAGCAAAGUGGAGGGAGGAGAAAGGGAAAGUAAUGAAGAGGCCUCCUUUAUCAACAUUUAAGUCCUCUACAUGUAAAAUGCAAAAAGAAGUUGUAUGCUGUAAAAGUAAGCCUGAACCACCAACAAAGGUUCCUGCAGAAAUCAAGACUGAAUCUAAUAAAGCCAUAGAAGAAAUCCCCUGCAAGUUGGCAGAAGAGGAUGAACAGGAGCUAUUCACACUGAAAGUUCACCAUGUAUUUGCAGAUUGCAAAAAGUUAAUUCAUGAGGGAUGCCCAAAAGAAGAAGUUCUUGACAUAUUGGAGAAACAGAUCCAGAAUGUCCCAGAAGCGAAAAAGCUUUCCAAAUACUGGGAAUGUCUUGCUCUCCUGGAGAAGCGUCAGGGAGAGUUGGCAAAAGUCAUUGUCAUCUGUGAGGAAGCUGUCACAGCUGGAGCACUGCCCUUAGAUGACCUAAGAACUAUUCUUGCGGAUGCAGUGGAAAGUCUGAAGGCCGAAUCCGCUGAAGGUGGGGAACACAAAGUGGAAGACUGUACAGAAGAACCUCUCGAGGCAGAGACAAAAUGUGAGAAUGAGCAAAGUGAACUGGAAGUGGCCAAAGCUAAAUCAGAGAGCACAGUUAAACAAAGAAAGGCCAGGCGUAUUUUGAUAAAGGAGGAAACAAGGCCUUCAGAUAUGGAGGAGGAGCUACCAAAUAAACACCGGACACCACAAAAUACAGAAUCCUCAACAGUUAUUAGGUUUAAUGUUCGGUCCACCCCUCACCUGCAAAAAAUAAAAACUAAAUUGCAGUUAGAUGACGGCAAUUCUACUAUCAAAGACUUGAAAUUUCUAACUCCCGUGAGACGAUCCAAACGCCUUGAACACAAAUCUCAACGCUUGCCUGACAUGUUAAGGGAUCACGACCCUUGUGUUUCUGGAAUAUCUCAGCUUGAGGAUCUAGAAAGCUGCCCCAGUGCCUAUAUAUUUAGGAGAAACAACGCACUCCAAGAGUGCAACAGCCAUAAAGAUUGUAUAAUUGCACAGGCUUUUGUAUAGGUUGCACCUUUCUAAUCUGCUUAUUUUAAAGUAUGUUGUAAUUAUGAAUAACCGGUUGUGAUGUCCUCUUACUUCUGAUUUUAAUGUGUGUGGCCCUGCAGUUGGGUGAACUUAAUUAGGGGGCAAUGCUGAUCUUUUCUCACUAAGCAAGUUUAACUUUGUAGGGUGCCUGUUUCCAUGGGGUGACAUGAGUAGAAACUCUUGAGUUAGGAGCAGGCACUUAGUAGUCUGUGAGACAGACCGGUAUUCAGAAGGACUAUAUAAAGCGCAACUGAAAGAAAGCACUUGAUUUCCUACUGCUAAGGCAUCCAGAAUUGUUCUAAUGUAUAUUAUAUUUAUUUUGAGCUUCUGAGCCAAAAAAAUAUAAGACACUAAUAUCCAAGUGCAUCUGUAUGUAACAAUUGUAGCAUUUGCUUGAGACACUUUAUUAAUUUGAACCAAACUAGGUACAGAUCAUUUGCUUUUAUAGAUUAGAAGCUUCUAAUAAAACAUAGCUGUAUAAAAUGUAAUAUAUUCAACAGUGUUUCAGUGUGCAAAAGCAAGCCAAGAUAAACCCUACAGAAGUAAAUAUUGUCUAUAGGCUUCUUAGGUGACAUGGAAGCAAGUAAAUAGUAACUUUCUAAAAGCUUCAGUCUUAUACAAUGUUCUGUUGAAUGUCUACACGACUUCCAUAAAAUGUAUCUUUGAAAACUGA
Xenopus laevis (African clawed frog) is the source of this 3159-nucleotide messenger RNA. RefSeq names its product cytoskeleton associated protein 2 S homeolog (gene ckap2.S). The coding region runs from base 405 to 2465 and encodes 686 amino acids. NCBI's taxonomy places the organism in Eukaryota, Metazoa, Chordata, Amphibia, Anura, Pipidae. The record is from RefSeq and is a predicted model, not a curated record. The transcript is spliced from 9 exons.